CUGUCAGGCUUCACUCUCCAGUGUCAUAGUGAAGAGAUCCUUACCAUGCCUGAACCAGCUAAGUCCGCUCCUGCCCCGAAGAAGGGCUCCAAGAAGGCGGUGACCAAGGCGCAGAAGAAGGAUGGCAAGAAACGCAAGCGCAGCCGCAAGGAGAGCUACUCUGUCUACGUCUACAAGGUGCUGAAGCAGGUCCACCCGGACACAGGCAUUUCGUCCAAGGCCAUGGGCAUCAUGAACUCCUUUGUCAAUGACAUCUUCGAGCGUAUCGCGGGCGAGGCAUCGCGCUUGGCACAUUACAACAAGCGCUCGACCAUCACAUCCAGGGAGAUCCAGACGGCCGUGCGUCUGUUGUUGCCCGGGGAGCUGGCCAAGCACGCGGUGUCUGAGGGCACCAAGGCCGUCACCAAGUACACCAGCUCCAAGUAAAUGUUUACAUGGGCACCUGAAACCCAAAGGCUCUUUUCAGAGCCACACAGAUUCAAAAGAGAGCCAUGACACCAGAUCAGAUGUUUUCCUUAUACCCACUUCACCUGUUUAAUCGCUCAAUGAAUCUUAUAGUUGGAAGCAAUUACUUAUAUGAUGUAAACAACAAAGUGGGAAAGAAAGCAGUGGAGUAAGUACCAUUUGUAUUUAGGCUCCAAAAG
Molecule: messenger RNA, 644 nt
Organism: Loxodonta africana (African savanna elephant)
Lineage: Eukaryota; Metazoa; Chordata; Mammalia; Proboscidea; Elephantidae
Product: histone H2B type 1-C/E/F/G/I
Exons: 1
Coding region: 46-426 (126 amino acids)
Cellular component (GO): nucleosome
Molecular function (GO): DNA binding; protein heterodimerization activity; structural constituent of chromatin
Source: RefSeq, a predicted model, not a curated record